Macrobrachium nipponense is the source of this 5626-nucleotide messenger RNA. RefSeq names its product casein kinase I-like (gene gish). The transcript has 14 exons. Gene Ontology annotation, biological process: positive regulation of canonical Wnt signaling pathway; peptidyl-serine phosphorylation; signal transduction. Bases 362 to 1894 code for a protein of 510 amino acids. Gene Ontology annotation, cellular component: plasma membrane; cytoplasm; nucleus. The record is from RefSeq and is a predicted model, not a curated record. Lineage: Eukaryota; Metazoa; Arthropoda; Malacostraca; Decapoda; Palaemonidae. Gene Ontology annotation, molecular function: ATP binding; protein serine/threonine kinase activity.
GUGUAUCGAUCCGCGUAAAAAGAUUUGUGUCCUCCAGAGCUGAGAGAGCUCAAGAGGUGUCACUCUGUACAUAAAUAUACGUCAAAGUGCCGCGUUCCGACGAGGAGUAGUGCUAUUUAGUGAAAUUUGUGCUUUGUAUGAUCAAUGAGUACAAAAAUGGUGUAUCUAGCGUUCGGCUAAAAUGAAGGAAAAUGAGAUGAAGUGAGUGAAAAGUGAGAUUGUGUGGGGCAGCGGCUGGCUCGCUGGCUGGCUGGCUGGCGAAGGCGAAGAAGAAGUUUGAUGGUGUUGUCCGUGGAGCUUUGUUGUUCCUGGAGGUGGGUUGAAAAGGGCUGAGGUGGGCGGCCCCAGGAGGGCGGGCAGGAUGCAGAAAAGUGAGAGGCGUGAAAGGGGGGGAGGGGGCGGUGGGAAGGAAGAUCAGGACCCGGCAUCUAGGAGAGUUUCCCGUGCCAGCACUGCCAACAGGACUGCUGGCACCACCAUGCAGCCGGGCUCUAGGACAUCCUCUUCCUCCAAUUCCCUGGAGCUUUUUGUCGGCCCUAACUUCAGGGUCGGCAAAAAGAUCGGGUGCGGGAAUUUCGGCGAGCUCAGAUUAGGGAAAAAUUUGUACAACAAUGAACAUGUUGCCAUUAAGUUGGAACCAAUAAAAGCCAAAGCUCCACAGCUUCAUCUGGAGUACAGAUUUUAUCGCAUGCUCGAUACAGUUGGAGAAAAUGAGAGACAAAGAGUGGAAGGCAUUCCAAAGAUUUACUACUUUGGAGUGUGUGGGAAGUACAACGCUUUAGUUAUGGAACUCUUGGGUCCCAGUCUGGAGGAUCUCUUUGAUAUGUGUGGCAGGCGUUUCACUCUCAAAACGGUCUUAUUAAUAGCGAUACAGUUACUCCAUAGGAUAGAAUAUGUACAUUCUAGAAGAUUAAUAUAUCGUGACGUCAAACCUGAGAACUUCCUCAUAGGAAGAAGCUCUACUAAAAAAGACAAAAUAAUAAACAUAAUAGAUUUUGGGUUAGCUAAGGAGUAUAUUGAUCCGACCACAAACAAGCACAUCCCUUAUAGGGAGCACAAGUCGCUAACUGGGACUGCUCGAUACAUGUCUAUUAACACUCACAUGGGCAAAGAGCAGUCACGGCGCGAUGACCUAGAAGCCUUAGGCCACAUGUUCAUGUACUUCUUACGUGGGUCACUCCCUUGGCAAGGGUUAAAAGCAGACACCCUUAAGGAAAGGUAUCAGAAAAUUGGAGACACUAAAAGAGCAACACCAAUUGAAGUUUUAUGUGAAAACUAUCCUGAAGAGAUGGCAACAUAUCUCCGGUAUGUCAGGCGUUUAGAUUUCUUUGAGACACCUGACUAUGAUUACCUUAGGAAGCUUUUCCAGGAUCUCUUUGAACGGAAAGGCUUUGUUGAAGAUGGUGAUUUUGACUGGACUGGAAAAACUAUGCCCUCAGACUAUUUAGCCAACAUGCGUCAGCUGCGUGUUGCAGCACCAUCAGAUAGGGUUAAAACCAGGUCUGAAAAGUCUACGCCAGUUGGGUCUACGCAGACGGGUACAGAGGUGAUUGUUUCACCAAGUAGGGAAAAUCGGGAGAGGCAUCCAACUGCAAACAAGGAGAAAUCCAGUGGAGAAGAUUUACGACUAAUGCAGGGCGGCACCAAGGGUACUGCAGCCUGGUCCGAAACCCCCAAGCAGAGCAACAUGCUAGGCGGCAACCUCACCCCUGCAGACCGCCACGGCUCCGUCCAGGUUGUGAGUUCGACCAAUGGGGAGCUAGGGCCAGAUGACCCGCUGGCUGGCCACUCCAACACCCCAAUCACUGUCCACCAAGAAGGAGAUACAUCAGAUGAAACAAAAUGUUGUUGCUUUUUCAAGCGAAAGAAAAAGAAGGCUGGACGUGGUAAAUGACUGGCAGUGGUUCAGUGCUCACCAGAAAGAGAGGCCAUUGCGGUGCUGCUGCCGGCAUCACAGUCGCAGUCCAAUGAGAGUAUUCUCAACCCUCAGGCACCGCCACCAUUAGGGGGCCACCCAGCCAACCCCCAUAAGCACUAAAAAACUAAUUACUUCACCAUUACCUCAUCACCACCAAAAGCACUGCAUCUCCAGCCAAACCAAUCUAUCCACAAUAAGAUGUGGAAUCCAGCCUUGUGCUUGCGUCUUUUGUGUUGUGUGAAACUGUUGUGACCCUAUUUGGCAUAUUUAUGUACUUUGAUGCCCAAGUCAACAUAGCUUGUAAAGUAAGCUCUUAUUUUGGAGGUCACCUGGAAAUUGUGAAUAUAUUUUUAAGGCUUUGAAAGCUGGCCAGAUGACUGUGCUUUAAUCCUUUAUGCAGUGGACCCUAUUCUCAUGAGGGUUAGGAGAACUUAUAACAAAAUUUUUCAUUUGAAAGUAAAAAUGUGGAUCAGUGUGGCUAAAUAUUUGAGGAUGAAAUUUGUUUAAAGCACUUUGACCUUGUAGUUGACACAAAACUUAUUUUUUAAUGGAAAUGUGCAAUAAAAUAUGGUUCCCAGCUUAGUAAGAAGUACUACUGUGUUCUCUGCUGGAUUAGUUUUCCUCUCUGACAAAGAGGAGCAACACUUGUUGUGAGAAAGGACUGGAGGAGGGUAGAGGUGGUGGUGGUGAUGGUAAGGGCCAUUUUGGAGUUCGUAUAUAGAAAAUGCUUGAUAUGAAAGGAUAGAUGAUGCCCCUAUACCUUUUUGUUAUUUUUUUUUAUGUGGCCUAGCCUGUUUUGUGAAAGUCAUUUUCUGCUUUGUGCUUUCAAUAGGUUCCAAUUUUUUUCCUUAUUUAUAACAAAGAACAGGAACCUUAUUGAAGUGUCACCUCAAGCUGAAAAAGACUAGGCACACUUAUUCUGUGAUGAUUAUUUUUAAAAAGACGAGUUCAGUGGCUCGUUCACUCCAUCAACCAAAUAUAAGUAUGAACGAACCUUGUGCUUUGGUGAAACAUUCUUUAUUUGGAAAAUGACUUGGAUUUUACAAUUUUGUCGCCAUUUUCAAGAUAUGUAAUUAUUUUCUACAUACUCUAGAAUGAUUAGUUUAGAUGUAAUCUAGAGAGAGCAAGUCAAAACCUGUUCGUAUUGGGCAUUUCAUGUCCAUAUUGGUACCAAAUUGCAUACAGUCAUAGAAACACUUGAAUUUUUAAUAUUUUAUCAAGGUAUUUUUUCGAAGUUUUAUUUGAUUACUGGCCUGUUAUGAAGUAGAUUGUAAUUGUAUAUGGAAAUUGAGCGAUAGUGGAUAAGGAAAAUGUGAGAAGUACAAUUUAUCUGAGAAACGGCAGAGGAUAUAAAGAUUUGAGCUUAAUGAAUGGCAGGGUAGGCUGAAAAAUGAGAGAAUGGAGGAAGUUACUUAUUAACACCAAAGGGAAGAAGAAACAGCAUAGCUGCUGAAACACAUCAUAACAUGAGCACUGCUAAUCAUGAAAUGAAAGCCAGAGAGGUAUGUGUUUGAAGUACUCCAUGCUCCAGUGACUGGUCUUGUGGAAAUGUUGAUACCCAUUUGAAGCCUUGUGAAUGAUUGUAUAUAAUUUAUACAAAUAUGGAAACUUACUGUAUGGACUCAGAACGCCUUUGUUUGUAUAAUGAUUUCUAGAACUGUAGCUAGAAGGCAACAAAAUUUGGGGAAUUAUAUUCAAGGAAUUAGUGGCUGUUUUACAGUUUACCAGAAGUGCCACUUGGAUGAUAAUGAUUCGUAACAAGUCUGAGGAGUCAAAGAACUUAGUCUGGCUCCACUGAAAAGAUUUAUUUCCCGCAUUUUGUACUAUUGUAAUGGAAGAGAUUGGCAACCCACACUAUUUAAGGGAGCAUGGUAUUGAAGUGUGGAUUGACAAUUUUCUUUCAGUACCUGUAUUGAACAUCAUCAUAGCCUUGUGCUACAUAUACGAUCUCGUCCCACCUGACUUCUGUAAAUGGGGUACCUCCAUGGAAGUCUCAUACUUUCUUGUUUACAGUCAUAAGGAAAAAACUUAAACUAUUUUUAUCAUGCCCAUAGCUAUUCAUCUGAAUCAUGUGAUGUAUAAAGUUAUUGUAAUGUAGUGAAUGAAUAUCCACAUUUGAUUCUCCCACUUUUCUUAUCUUUUAAUUAGAUGCCUCCUUAUGUAUUUAUGCAUAAGGAGUUUGUAGCUGAUUAUCAAGUCCAUUCUUUUUGUUCCUUUUCUUUUUAUAAUUUUUAUUUUAUUAAACUGAAUUUUGUAAGUACCUUCUCCAUGAAAAAUGGAGUAAAGUUCUUAAUAGUUUUCUUCUGAUUUUGUAUAAUGUUUAUAGUCACAACAGAUAAUUUUUGUAUUAGGUCCUCCUUUUAACUUAACUGGUCACUUCAGCUAACUGGACUUGCCUACAAUGUUGAUAUACUUGCUCACAAUAUAUGGUUACAGAGGAUUAAAUAAUUAAUAUAUAUUAGCUUUUUAGUAUUCACAAAAAAACAACAGUCAGGGAAUCUUCAGACAGAAGGGUUAUUAAUUUUUGUAAACAUACCUGUAAUCAUUUCUUUUACUGCUGAUUUAAAGAUAUUGGGAUGUAACAUAAAUGGCUGUGGUUGAAAUUUCUCAUUAUGUAGGUUUAAGCAGUCAUUCUUUUUCAGACAUAAUGCUGUCAGUAAUGUUUGUGUUCCUUUCUUGAAAAUCUAAACAUGACGUGCACUAGUGCAUACAAGAUUUUAAAUGUCAUAGUUUAACUGUACUGGAGAAUUGAAUGGUAGCUUAGUUAUCUUUUUGUAAUAAUUUUCCUGCUGUGCAUUAUUUUUGUUCGUUUGUUUGUUUAAUUGCGAUAAACGUUAACAAGUAAUUAGUGGACUUGCAUAGACAAUAGCUCUCUCACCAAUCUCAUCACCACCACCUAAAUUUACUGCUCCAUUAAGACUGAAAUGUAUCUAAUUGGUUCACUUCAUUUUUUAUUUUUAUCUCUAUUACAAAGAAGUAGAUUUUGAUUCCAGAAUUUAAGGUUUGGAAGUAAUGCUGAUGCCAUUGCAGAGUAUUUUAAAUAUGUUAGGUUUAAAUUCUGCUGACGCUGUUGCAAAACCUUUUGUAGGAAGCCAGGCUGAUGUGAUCUUUUCUCUACCGUCACCAUAGUUUGUGGCCUUUAGAGUCAUGUUCAUUAAGGUUUGUGGCUCUGACUGAACUAUGAUAAGUUGUUGUGCUUUGAGCAGAUCAGUUUGUUUUGAGCAUUAAUGAUUAAUCUUAUUAGUAUUUCACCAGAGGGCUACAAAUUGUGGAUAUGAUCUUUAGAAGUCAUAUUGGGGCCUGUGUGAAUGUUUAUGCAUGUGCAAGUGCGUUAUUUCUUAGCAAGAUUCUUGAAUGUGUGUGGAUGAAGACGGUAGUGUCAUCUGUGAUUUUCUUAGUAGGAAUUACGUGAACGCUAAUUAUCACGGAAAUAAGUGCAGUCACAAACUCAACUCAAUUUUGGAAAGUCAGCAAGUAGCAGUUUUUAUAUGAUUUUGAAAAGUGGAUGAACUAAGAUAAUCCAUUAUAUAUGCCCAUGGUCUAUUUCAUCUUUCUAUGAAAUUGUACUCUGGUAAGGGUGAAAGAAAUCAGUUGUUUGCAUCUGUGGAACGUACUGCUUCAAUGUGCUGUUUAAUAAUAAAACACAGCAUUUGUAUCUGUAUUAUCCAUAUUCAGUAACUGGAAGAAUAUAAUAAUAAUGUUGUUAAA